Molecule: messenger RNA, 1126 nt
Organism: Paramuricea clavata
Lineage: Eukaryota; Metazoa; Cnidaria; Anthozoa; Malacalcyonacea; Plexauridae
Source: the annotation of a GenBank genome assembly
AUGCUUUGCGAGAAGCUAAAACAGCUUAUUAUAAAGUACAAUUUGAUAAAGUAAAACAUGAACCCAAACAAGCUUGGAAAACUGUUAAUAAAAUCCUAAAUCGAAAGCAAAAAUGUCCAGAUAUAAACUCUGUCAAAACUCAGAAUGGAGAGAUUACCGAUCCAAAUGAGUUAGCGGAAAGUUUCAAUGAUUAUUUUACUAAUAUUGGCCCAGAUAUUGCAAAAACGAUCGAUAAAGGUGACAGAAAUUUCACGGAUUACAUAACUAGAGUAACUAGUAAUUUUAAGUUCCAAGCUGUAUCUGAAUCGAAAGUUCAUAGACUUCUUUUGUUUCUAAAUCCCGGUAAAUCUACCGGUAUUGACAAAAUUCCAGCUAAAAUUAUUCGUAUUGCUUCCCCAGUAAUUGCAAAUUCCUUGGCAAAAAUUUUUAAUAGGGCAAUCACCAGUGAAUCCGCUCCAUCUGAAUGGAAAGCAGCGAGAGUUACACCUUUACAUAAAAAAGGCCCUCGAAACCUGUUAAAUAAUUAUCGCCCUAUAUCCAUUCUUCCUGUUGUAAGUAAAGUUUUCGAAAAAGUAUUAUACGAACAGUUACACGAUUAUCUUGUUACAAAUAACUUACUAUCCCAACAUCAAUUCGGUUUUAGACGUAGUCACUCAACAGCAUCCGCCCUUUUAGAUAGCACAAAUGAAUGGUUUGUUAAUAUGGAUCGUGGCUUUUUUAAUAUUGCAGUCUUUCUCGACUUGCAAAAGGCAUUCGACACUAUUAACCACGUUGUGUUAUUGAAAAAACUUGAUUUUUAUGGUUUAGAAACACCAGCUUUAAACCUCCUAAAAUCGUAUCUAGAAAACAGAACUCAAAUGUGCUCUGUUAAUGGCACACUUUCUCGUAAAAAAUUAAUUACAUGUGGAGUCCCUCAAAGCUCAAUUCUUGGGCCGCUCCUAUUUUUGGUUUAUAUUAAUGAUCUGCCAAACAGUUUGGAGUAUUCGUCAACAAGAAUGUUUGCCGAUGAUACGACAUUAACUGCAUCUGGUAAAUCAGUUGCUGAUGUAGAAAUGGCCAUUAAUUAUGAUCUUGCUAACGUAAAGCGGUGGCUAUCUGCAAACAAACUAUCCCUAAAUCUUGUUAA